Molecule: messenger RNA, 480 nt
Organism: Mycena indigotica
Lineage: Eukaryota; Fungi; Basidiomycota; Agaricomycetes; Agaricales; Mycenaceae
Exons: 4
Coding region: 1-480 (159 amino acids)
Source: RefSeq, a predicted model, not a curated record
AUGCUCUUCCGCUCUCUCGCUUUCGUAGCCGCGACCACGCUCCUCUUGCAGCCCGGUGUCGCACAGCGCUCGACGCAGUGCGGGUCGUUGUGCACGCAACAAAUCAUCGUCGCCCAGCAAUCCUAUGAGAUCUGUAACGACGGCCUGCUGCACCAGCUCGCUGCGUGCAAUGAGUGCCAGGCGAUUGUCGACGCGGGGCAGACCGUCGACGCUACCAACUCCAAUACACAGAAGCUCAUCGACAGCCUGAUCUCCACCUGCAACAAGCAGAACACCACACUCACCCUCACCACCUUCAAAGUCGACGGGCUCUUCAAGGGCCUGCCCUCGCCCUCGGGCAAUCCCGUGUCUAACACCGCAACGGGUCCCGCCCCAGCGCGCACGAACCCGAACGCGAAGCCUAAUGCUGCGGCCAGGACUGGCGCUGGAUUGAUGGCGGCGGGAGCCUGUGCGGGCGUGUUGUUGUGGAGCUUGGUGUAA